This is a messenger RNA of Tachyglossus aculeatus (Australian echidna), 2202 nucleotides long. It is a transcript of the gene DEF6, whose product is annotated as DEF6 guanine nucleotide exchange factor. The record is from RefSeq and is a predicted model, not a curated record. Lineage: Eukaryota; Metazoa; Chordata; Mammalia; Monotremata; Tachyglossidae. The transcript has 11 exons. Gene Ontology annotation, cellular component: cytoplasm; nucleus. The coding region runs from base 1 to 1878 and encodes 625 amino acids.
AUGGAGCUGCGCGCCGAGCUGCUCAAGUCCGUGUGGUAUGCAUUCACCGCGCUGGACGUGGAGAAGAGCGGGAAGGUGUCCAAAUCCCAGCUCAAGGUGCUGUCCCACAACCUGUACACCGUGCUGAACAUCCCGCACGACCCGGUGGCCCUGGAGGAGCACUUCCGCGACGACGACGACGGCCCCGUCUCCAGCCAGGGGUACAUGCCUUAUCUCAAUGCCCACAUCCUGGACAAGGCGGAGGAAGGGGCCUUCGUCAAGGAGCGCUUUGACGAGCUGUGCUGGACGCUGACGGCCAAGAAAAACUACCGGCCCGAAAAGGGUGGGGCCAGCGUGGUGUCCAACCAGGAUGCCUUCCGCCUCUGGUGCCUCUUCAACUUCCUGUCUGAGGACAAGUACCCGCUGGUUAUGGUGCCUGAUGAGGUGGAGUACCUGCUCCAGAAGGUGUGCAGCACCAUGAGCUUGGAAAUGGGCAGCGCGGAACUGGCAGAGCUGCUGACUCCGGACCCUCCCCAGGGAGGGGGACUGAACGUCUGGCAGUUCCUGGAACUGGUCAACUCGAGCCGCUGCCUGCGGGGCGUGGGGCGAGACACGGUCAGCAUGGCCAUCCACACCGUCUACCAGGAGCUCAUCCAGGAUGUGCUUAAGCAGGGCUACCUGUGGAAGCGGGGGCAACUACGCCGGAGUUGGGCCGAGCGCUGGUUCCUGCUGCAGCCCAACAGCCUGAGCUACUAUGGGAGCGAGGAGCGGCGGGAGCAGAGGGGCAGCAUUGCUCUGGACCCACAGUGCUGUGUGGAGGUGCUUCCGGACCGGGAUGGGAAGCGCUGCAUGUUCUGCGUGAAGACGGCGUCGCGCACUUACGAGAUGAGUGCGGCUGACACGCGCCAGCGCCAGGAAUGGACGGCUGCGAUCCAGACGGCAAUCCGGCUGCAGGUGGAAGGGAAGAAGUCCCUGCACAAGGACCUGAAGCAGAAGCGGCGGGAACAGCGGGAGCGGCAGGAGCGGCAGCGGAUGGCCCGGGAAGAGGAGCUGGCCCGCCUGCAGCAGCUCCAGGAGGAGAAGGAGCGGAAACUGCAGGAGCUGGAGCUGCUGCAGGAGGCUCAGAGCCAGGCCGAACGCCUGCUGCACCAGGAGGAGGAACGGCGGCGACAGCAGCAUCAGGAGAUGCAGAAGGCGUUGGAGGGGCAGCUGCGGGAAGCGGAGCAGGCCCGGGCCUCCAUGCAGGCCGAGAUGGAGCAAAAGGAAGAAGAGGCGGCCCGGCAGCGGCAGCGCAUCUCGGAGCUGGAGGAGAUGCAGCAGCGGCUACAAGAAGCGUUGCAGCUGGAAGUCAAAGCACGCAGGGACGAGGAGGCAAUGCGCUCUGCCCAGACCAGGCUGCUGGAGGAGGAGGAGAAGAAGCUGCAGCAGCUGCUGCAGCUGAAGGAGGAGCAGGAGAUGAGCAUGGAGCGCGCCCGGCGGGAACGGCAGGAGCUCCGGCAGGAGAUGGAGACGCAGAGCCGGAGCCUGCAGCAGGCACAGCAGCAGCUGGAGCAGGCUCGGCAGGACCGGCAGCGGGCCGACGAAGACGUGGAGGUGGCCCAGCAGAAGCUGCGACAGGCCAGCACUAACGUCAAGCACUGGAACGUGCAGAUGAACAGACUGAUGCACCCCAUAGGGCCCGGAGACAAGCGGCCUCCGACCAGCAGCUCGUUCCCGGCCUUCCAGCCUCCGCUUCUCCCCCGGCGCAACUCCUCGCUGAAGCUGCUUCAGGCCCGGUGGGAAGAACGGGCCGGCGAGAGUCCGCGGGCCUGCCCCAGAGAGAUGCAGGGCUCCCUCAACAACGGGGGCGGGUGCCCUUCCAGCCCGGCCUCCGCACCCCAGGCCGAACCAGCCACCUAGGCCCUUCCGGCCUUUGCCACCUCGUACUUCCCGAGCGCUCAGUCCGGUGCUCUGCACACUGUAAGCGCUCAAUAAAUACGAUUGAAUGAAUGAAAGGCGGCACCCUGCUGGAUUGGGGUGCCCAAGCUGCAGAACGAGGGCCGCCCCCGUCCUCGAAUCCCAACCGGGCGGCCUGCCACCGCCGUCCCCCAACGCCGGCCUGGAAGCCCCGGACGUUGGCGGGGAUGUGGGGUAGUGGGGUGGUCGGCGAGAGAUCCGCGCCCUUCCGACGCCCAGCCCCGUCCCGCUCGACCUCAGCACGGGCUGGCGCCGAAUAAAACUUUG